AUGCUUCAAUUGGGUGACAGGUUACCGGUGGGGUUCGAUUUCAGAUAUAUUGCCUCCAGCAAUUCGGAGGAUCCAAGCUGUAAGUUCCCGGUGGUGUUGAAGAUCGAUGACAAAUUAUUGGCAGGGAAAACUAUUGUUAUGGUGGCAGUCCCGGCAGCGUUUUCUCCAACAUGUUCUGACCUUCAUAUUCCGGAAUUCUUAUCGGAUCUUCCGAGAUUCCAAAAGAAGGGCAUUGAUUUGGUAGUGGUGCUCUCCAAUAACGAUGCGUUUGUGAUGGAUCACUGGAAGAAGCUGUUGAUAAGCACCACCAACGUGGACUUGGCCAAUUAUAACUUCGACAAGCAAACUUUAGGUAAGGGAAGAACUCAAGUGUUGUUUGCCAGUGAUUCCAACACCGAAUUUUCUACGGCCAUUGGGUUUACUCAAGAUUCGACCAAGAUGGGGAUGGGGUUGAGAACUAGCAGGUACGCGAUCGUCGUCAAGAAUGGGGUGGUUGCCUAUUGCAAAAGGGAAACCAAGCCUGGGGUCACAGUGUCUGGGUCUACUACGGUCCUCAGUAAGCUAUAA
This is a messenger RNA of Saccharomycopsis crataegensis, 567 nucleotides long. RefSeq names its product peroxiredoxin family protein. Gene Ontology annotation, biological process: cellular response to oxidative stress; hydrogen peroxide catabolic process; cell redox homeostasis. The transcript has a single exon. Bases 1 to 567 code for a protein of 188 amino acids. NCBI's taxonomy places the organism in Eukaryota, Fungi, Ascomycota, Saccharomycetes, Ascoideales, Saccharomycopsidaceae. Gene Ontology annotation, cellular component: peroxisome; cytoplasm; mitochondrion. The record is from RefSeq and is a predicted model, not a curated record. Gene Ontology annotation, molecular function: thioredoxin peroxidase activity.